Molecule: messenger RNA, 768 nt
Organism: Helianthus annuus (common sunflower)
Lineage: Eukaryota; Viridiplantae; Streptophyta; Magnoliopsida; Asterales; Asteraceae
Product: glycine-rich RNA-binding protein GRP1A
Exons: 2
Coding region: 135-575 (146 amino acids)
Molecular function (GO): RNA binding
Source: RefSeq, a predicted model, not a curated record
AACAAUGCAAUAUUGUAACGGAAAGAGCGCACUGCGCACCCUAACAAACCCUAGCCUCCCCUAUAUUAAACCACCACUAUCACCAUCACUCUUCAUUCAGUCUUGAAGCUUUUCUCAACUUCUGCAAUUCGAAAAUGGCCUCUGCUGAUGUUGAGUACAGAUGUUUCGUCGGAGGUCUUGCAUGGGCCACCUCCGACCAAUCACUUCAAGAAGCGUUUUCUAAGUACGGCGAGGUCGUCGAUUCGAAGAUUAUCAAUGAUCGUGAAACCGGAAGAUCAAGAGGGUUUGGAUUUGUGACGUUUAGAGACGAGCACUCGUUGAGAGAUGCGAUUGAAGGAAUGAACGGUCAGAGUCUCGAUGGACGUAACAUUACAGUCAACGAGGCUCAGUCUCGCAGUGGUGGUGGUGGUGGAGGUCGUCGUGAAGGUGGUGGUGGAUACGGUGGAGGUCGUCGUGAAGGUGGUGGUGGAUACGGUGGUAGCCGUGAUGGAGGUUAUGGAGGUGGUAGCCGUGACCGUGGAUAUGGAGGUGGUGAUUCCUACUCUAGGGGUGGUGGUGGUGGUAACUGGAAUUAGAUUAUUAUAGAUUAUUGGGACAUUGUUUGUUGUUCUAUGCUAUGCUGGUGUUAUUAGAUUAAGGGUGUUGGUGGUUUCUUUGUUUUUGACUUGUAGUUGGAUCUCGUAAUGCAAACUCUGAUUUUGAUCAGUGAACAUGGUGUUUCUGUUUCUCCCCAUAUUGAAUUGCAAUGCCACCAUUAGUUAUGUUUCU